Helobdella robusta is the source of this 432-nucleotide messenger RNA. RefSeq lists its product as hypothetical. The transcript has 3 exons. NCBI's taxonomy places the organism in Eukaryota, Metazoa, Annelida, Clitellata, Rhynchobdellida, Glossiphoniidae. The record is from RefSeq and is a predicted model, not a curated record. Bases 1 to 432 code for a protein of 143 amino acids.
AUGGAUGAGGUUGAAUUGCCCGCAUCAAUCCUGUGUUCUUGUAUCAUAGAAAGAUUCCCAUUGGAGUGGGAACUCUCGUUGCUUGUUUCUUCGAUUUCGUCGAAUGUCUGUUGUAACUGCAAAAGUCAAUGGUUUGUGGUCAGUGAAUAUUGUAAACUCUCGACCUUCGAGAAAAUGUUGAAAAUGACGGAUAGCUUAAUAUGCUGCCAGCAGUUCUCGACCAAAUGUGCUGUAGCGGUUUACAUGGUAUAUGAUAGUAUAAUUUUUUCCAGGACGGUUAAAUUUGCUGAUGAUACUAAACUCUGUGCAAGAGUAGAUAAGGAUGAAGACGUGAAAAAACCAAGAGAACCUAAUAAGACUUCAUCAAUGGGCGGUAGACUGACAGAUGAAGUUCAACGUCGACAAAUGCUCUAUGAUGCAUAUGGGAACUGA